GCUAAGGCAUUGAUAAGUUAAACAAACAAUCGUUUAUUCCAUUUGUUGUUCGCGAUGUCUGCCGUCAGAGCGUUAUUUUCUGGUGUAGUAACAAAGCAAAAAUGUAUUUUGAAAUUUGAAUAUUCUACGAAACCGCCGGGUUUAUUGAGCGAUAUAAAUGUUCUGGAUUUGACCCGUGUCGUAGCCGGGCCCGUUUGUACUAUGACCCUGGGAGACCUGGGUGCUAAUGUGAUCAAGGUGGAGAGUCUGGACGGAGAUGAGGCAAGGAAAUGGGGGCCUCCCUUUAUAAAUGGCAACAAGGAUUCGUAUUACUUUCUGUCAGUGAACAGGAAUAAGAAGAGUAUUUGCAUUGAUUUCAAGACCAAGGAAGGUAAAAAUGUCAUAUACGACUUAGCUCGUAAAUCUGAUGUUUUGGUGGAGAAUUUCCUGCCGGGAAAGCUGGACAAAAUGGAUGUGGGCUACGAUAAGCUCAAAACAAUGAAUCCACAGUUGAUCUAUUGUUCUAUAACUGGGUUUGGACAAAAAGGACCAUAUGCUAAUAAGCCUGGUUACGACGUAAUAGCAUCCGCAAUGGGCGGACUAUUAAACACGACAGGCGAGAGAAAUGGCAACCCUGUGAAGCCUGGUGUUGCCAUAACGGACGUCACAACAGGACUCCACGCUUUCGGGGCCAUAAUGACCGCUCUGUACUACAGAAAAAACACAGGAAAAGGCCAGAGAGUCGACUGCAACUUGCUCUCCACUCAGAUCUCAAGCAUGAUCAACAUUGCUUGCAUUUACCUGAAUUGUGGCAUCGAAGGGCAGAAGUGGGGAACUGCCCAUGCUAACCUCGUCCCGUACCAAGCGUUCAAAACGAAAGACGGAGACAUGGUCAUUGGUACAGGCUCGAAUGCACAGUUUGUUGAUUUCUGCACGUUAAUUGGCAAAGAAGAGUUGAUACAUGAUGAAAGGUUUAAAGAUAACUCGCUUCGGGUUGAGAAUCGGGAGGUGAUUGUGAGAAUUGUCAGCGAGGUUAUCAAAACGAAGACCAAUAAGGAAUGGGCACAAAUAUUCAAGAAUGCAUCGUUCCCAAACGGACCUGUUAAUAAGAUGAAAGAUGUUUUUGAGGAUGAGCAUGUGCAAUCAAUAGGUUUAGUACAGGAAUUGGUUCAUCCGGAGGCAGGGAAGAUUAAGCUGGUGAGACCACCGACGGAGUACAGCGAAGGUGGAAAUUUGGCUAGGACACCGCCCCCUACACUGGGGCAACACACGAGGGAUAUAUUGUCAGAAUAUUUGGGAUAUGAUGAUGAAAUGAUCAAUGAUUUGUACAAUAAGAAGGUUGUAAGAUGAUUGUUAAUAAAGUGUCUGUCAAUA
Messenger RNA from Amyelois transitella, 1353 nucleotides. Its product is annotated as succinate--hydroxymethylglutarate CoA-transferase. The transcript is spliced from 3 exons. The record is from RefSeq and is a predicted model, not a curated record. Bases 55 to 1329 code for a protein of 424 amino acids. Lineage: Eukaryota; Metazoa; Arthropoda; Insecta; Lepidoptera; Pyralidae. Gene Ontology annotation, molecular function: catalytic activity.